AUGGCCGGUCGCGGAAUCGCUCUGACGAAGCCGGCAUGGAUGAAGGAGCAGGAGGAGAAGGCUAAAGCAGAAGCGUCUCGAGCAGCAGCCAUCGCCGCCGCCAAGGGCGGCGCAGCAGGCGGAGGCGACGACACCGACAGCAGCGACGACGAGGAGGAGGACGAAGCGCAGCGACUCGCGAAGAAACCCAUCGGCCCCGUCUGCCCCGCCAAGUGCUCCGCCGCGGGAUCCGGCGUCGGGGGUGGAUCGGCGGGCGCGCCCGUGUCGUUCAUUAUAGUCCUUAAAGACGAGGACGGGCGGCGGAUCUUAGCGGGCGGCGCGAAGGUGACGGUGAAGGUGACACCAAAGGCGGGCGUGCCUGGCCAGGAGCAGAUCGCAGCGAUCAAGGACCACGGCGACGGGUCGUACACGGCUGCUUACACCGUACAGCACCGAGGAGAUUACACGGUCAACGCGGAAGUCAACGGUAGUCCCAUCAUGGGCAGCCCGUUCCCGGUUUUCUUCAGCGCCGCUACAGCCGGUCAACAGGCGUCAACGCAGCUUCCGGUGGCGGUCAACGCGGCGCCGGCACCGCCGCUGAUGCCGACGCCGUCGCUGCCGACUCCGCAACUGCCGACGCCGCAAAUGGCGCCGGGCAUGCAUAACCCGUUGAUGGCGGCGGCGCUGCAGUUCCGCGGGCUGCUGCCGAGCAUGGGGGGAAUGCCCUUCACCAGCCCGUACCCCGGCAUGGCGGGCGGCGUGCUCCCCGGAACCGGAGGAUUGACGAACAUGCCUCUUGCGCCAUCAGCGGCGGCGAUGGCGGCGGCGCAGAGCAUCAUGGCGGUGCAAGCCAUGCAGGCGCAGGCGCAGGCGCAAGCACAGGCGCAGGCGCAGGCGCAAGCGCAAGCUCAAGCGCACGCGCAAGUGCACGCACAGGCGCAGGCCCAGGCUCAGGCGCAAGCGGCGGCGGCAGCGGCGGCGAUUCAACAGCAGAAGCUGCUGCAGCAGAAGAGCGAAUACAUCGAGGACUUUUAUUCGGCGAUGGACGACGACGAGUUGGAGCGAACGAUGCACGUCACCAACGUCAGCGCCAUCCUCACGCCCGAGCAGCUUCGCCAGCUCUUCGCCUUCUGCGGCACGGUUACCCGCUGCGAAUUCCUCAACGACAAGAAAACCGUCGCACACGUGCGGUUCGGGAAAGCCGACGAGGCGAAAGCGGCGCUCGCGCUGAACAACAUGGCGGUCGGCGACAAACAGCUCAAAGUCGAGCUCGCGAAAACCGCGAAAGCCACGCGCCAGGCCGUCCUCACCGCGCUCGCUCCGCCCGCCCCCGCCCCCGCACCCGCGCCCGCGCCCGCCGCCCUCGCGCCGUCCCCUGCGACGGCCGCUGCGACGUCGCAGAUGGCGAUGCAGCAGGCCGUCGCAAUGCCGUUCAUGCAGUUCCAACAGGCGCUCGCGAUGCAGCAGGCGCUGGCGCAGCAGUACAGCCGCACUAGGGACUGGGAGGCGGAGGAUAAGGAGAGGGAGAGGGAGAGAGAGCGGGAGAGGGAGAGGAAGAUUGAGAGGGAUCGGCAGAGGGAGAAGGAGAGGGAGUUACAGAGGGCGAGAGAGAGGGAACGCGAGAGAGAAAGAGAGAGGGAGAGGGCGAAAGAGAGGGAGAAGGAGAAGGAGAGGGAGAGGGAGAGGGCUAGGGAGCGUGAGAAGGAGAGGGAAAGAGAAAGGGCGAGGGAGCGUGGGCGGGACGAGAGUGAUGACGACGAGGAGAGCGAGGAGGAUGAGGAGGAGCGGCGUCACAGGCGCAGCAGGAAGAGCAAGAAGAGCCACAAGCGGCGGCGCAGCCGCCACGACGAAGAUGAGGAUGAGGAGGAAGGAAAAAAGGGGUCGUCUGAUGAGGACGAGAGAGAUGAUAAGGACAGGAAGGAGGGUGGUCGUGGGGGAAGGCGGAAGGAGAGAGGGUCUGAUGAGGAGGAGGAGAAGGGUGGAAGGCGGAGCAGCAGGAAGAGGUCGGGGCGAGAUGAGUCUGAUGAGGAGAAGGGGCGGUCUUCUAAGGAUAAGAAGCACCACAGCCGCAGCCACCGCUCCAGGCGUCGCUCGCCUUCCCUCUCUCCUGCCCGUGGCAAGGACAGUCGCCGCCCGGCCUCCGAUGACGACUCUCCUUCUCGCAGCGACUGA
Closterium sp. Naga37s-1 is the source of this 2151-nucleotide messenger RNA. Lineage: Eukaryota; Viridiplantae; Streptophyta; Zygnematophyceae; Desmidiales; Closteriaceae. The record is from the annotation of a GenBank genome assembly.